GAAAUGUCUGAUGAGGAAAUCAAAGAAAAGUCAUUAGCUUCAGCUACAGCCUGUCUAGAAGGAAAGGCACCUAUGGAAAAAGCAGCAAUUAUUCACCAGCAUAUUGGUCGCAGAGAGAUGACAGAUAUGAUCAUAGAGACCAUAAAGUCCAAUCCAGAUGAGACAAAAGCUGCAAUGGAAGGAAGAAAAUCUUCAGAGGCUUCAUCUGUUGACGAUAAAAGUAAACGUGAUGGUCAAACUAAAGAAUGUGUUGAGGCUGCUCCAGACUCGCCAUCUAAGCAACUUCCUGACCAGAUUUCCUUCUUCAGUGGGAAUCCAUCAGUUGAAAUAGUUCAUGGCAUUAUGCACCUGUACAAAACAAAUAAGAUGUCCUCCUUAAAAGAAGAUGUAAGGCGCAGCGCCAUGCUGUGUAUUCUCACAGUCCCUGCUACAAUGACCAGUCAUGACCUUAUGAAGUUUGUGGCCUCAUUCUAUGAAGUAAUUGAACAUAUGAAAAUCAUCAGAGAUUCCACUCCAAACCAGUAUAUGGUGCUGAUAAAGUUUAGUACACAGGCUGAUGCUGAUAGCUUUUAUAUGGCAUGCAAUGGUCGACAGUUCAACUCUAUAGAGGAAGAUGUGUGCCAGCUGGUGUAUGUGGAGAGGGCUGAAGUCUUCAAAUCGGAAGAUGGAGCCAGCCUUCCCGUAAUGGAUCUGACGGAGCUGCCAAAGUGCACGGUGUGCCUAGAAAGAAUGGAUGAGUCUGUGAACGGGAUCCUUACCACGGUGUGUAACCACAGCUUUCAUAGCCAGUGUCUGCAGCGCUGGGAAGACACCACGUGUCCUGUCUGCAGGUACUGCCAAACACCUGAGCCAGUGGAAGAGAAUAAAUGCUUUGAGUGUGGAGUUCAAGAAAACCUUUGGAUUUGUUUGAUAUGUGGGCACAUUGGAUGCGGCCGUUAUGUGAGCCGGCACGCUUACAAACACUUUGAGGAGACUCAGCACACUUAUGCAAUGCAGUUAACCAAUCACAGAGUUUGGGACUAUGCUGGAGAUAAUUAUGUCCAUCGACUGGUUGCAAGUAAAACUGAUGGGAAGAUAGUUCAGUAUGAGUGUGAGGGGGAUUUGUGUCAGGACGAAAAAAUCGAUUCCUUACAGUUAGAGUACUCAUAUUUGCUUACAAGCCAGCUGGAAUCUCAGCGCAUCUACUGGGAAAACAAGAUAGUCCGAAUAGAAAAGGAUACAGCGGAAGAAAUUAACAACAUGAAGACUAAAUUUAAAGAGACCAUUGAGAAAUGUGACAAUUUGGAGCACAGGCUGAACAACUUACUUAAAGAGAAACAAUCUGUGGAAAGGAAGUGCGUUCAGCUGAAUAACAAGGUGGCCAAACUCUCCAAUGAGCUAAAGGAGGAACAGGAAAUGAACAAAUGUUUGCGAGCAAAUCAGGUCUUACUGCAGAACAAACUAAAGGAAGAAGAGAAGGUUCUAAAGGAAACUUGUGAGCAGAAGGACCUGCAGAUCACAGAGAUACAGGAGCAGCUGCGAGAUGUCAUGUUCUACUUAGAAACACAACAGAAAAUCAACCACCUCCCAGCUGAGACCAGGCAGGAAAUCCAGGAAGGACAGAUCAACAUUGCAGUGGCAUCUUCUGCAAGCUCACCAGCGGGGGGCAUGGGAAAGCCGCCUUCUAGGAGAGGCCGUAGCAAAAGGGGCAAGUGAGGAUUGGGACAAGCGGAUCGACCUUGCUGCAACCGGCCCCACUUCUGAAUGACCAGGCCCAAGUGUCGGGAUUCAAGCUGAAUGUUACGUUCAACACUAAAUACCACAUCCAAAUAAGGCUCAGCUAGAAGUUGUUUUCAGAGCUUUUCAUAAAGCUGGCUGCCAGCUAGUGGGGAAUCUACAGUAUUUAAAAGCAUUUCACUGCAUUAGCUAGCUAAUCAUAGGCAGAUUUUAAUCACCAUUUUGCCUUCCUACCUUAUCUAAGUCCCACUUCAUACAUUAUUUUCUCCUUGGAGAUUGUGUUCAGUUUUAGACGUGUCUGAAACACAAAACAAAUCUUGGAUCCCCUUAAAAGGACAUGACAGGGUAGGUUCAGCCCAAAGUUUUAAAGGUGGUUUUUUUUUUUUAAAGCCUCUUCCUACUAACCAAGAUCAGAAAUGCUCAUAUAAAUAAGAACUUUUAAUUGAAAACCUGAUUCAGUCCCCAUCCCACUUAGUGUGUGCAACCCAAACACUGCAGCAUUGUGCUAGUGCAGAAUUAGGAUAGGAAUAGAUGAGUUAGCAUGGACAAUGAAACGGAGUGACGUGUUUAAAAAUAAUAAACCAUGGUAAUGGUGUUGAGAAUUAAUGUGAUACUCAGUGCUGUAAGGGAGUCCAUUUUAAACAAUUAACCAGCUGUCCCCUUUGAAGGUGGUCUGGUGCAGUGCUAACAGCUUUAAAGUACAAGGGAUUGUGAAAUGAGUAUGCUAUGGAAAUAAUUGAACACAAUUAUUUAUAUGCAGUGUUGUAGCUGUGUUGGUCCCAGGUUAUUAGAGAGACAAUGUGGGAAAGGUAAUAUCUUUUAUUGGACCAACUUCUGUUGGUGAGAGAGACAAGCUUUUGAGCUUACGCGGAGCUUUUCCUCAGGUCUUGGUAAGCUUGAAAGCUUGUCUCACCAACAGAAGUUAAUCCAACGAAAGACAUUACCUCACCCACCUUGUCUCCAUAAUUAUUUAUAGGCAUUCCUACUAAUUAAAUAGGAACCAUGUAUACAAAGACUGGUACCUCUUGCAGACUAACAUUGUUACACUGUUCUGCUCUCUGAAGUAUACUUCUUGGAAUAAGA
Molecule: messenger RNA, 2799 nt
Organism: Terrapene triunguis (Three-toed box turtle)
Lineage: Eukaryota; Metazoa; Chordata; Testudines; Emydidae
Gene: BRAP
Product: BRCA1 associated protein
Exons: 11
Coding region: 4-1695 (563 amino acids)
Biological process (GO): protein ubiquitination; Ras protein signal transduction
Cellular component (GO): cytoplasm
Molecular function (GO): ubiquitin protein ligase activity; nucleic acid binding; zinc ion binding
Source: RefSeq, a predicted model, not a curated record